AUGGAAUGGAUGAAGAACACGAUGUUGUUGUUCGCUGUGCGGCAAGUUCUUGGUCGUGUUGUGAAGAACAUUCAAAGUGAUCAGUUAGAGAAAAUCGAGCGCUCAAAGGACAGAAUGGGCUUUACCUUUGAGUUUUCCCAUCUUGAGUUGAAUGAGGCGUUCAUCAAUAAUUCACUUCUUGGGGCCUUUGCUCAGCCUCCUGUGACCUCGCCGUCCUCUGGUGCACCGUCGACGCCUUCAUCGUCAUCAUUACCAUCAUCAAGUUUGGUGCGCCUUGUGCGCGGCUACGUGAACAGUCUUUGCGGGAGUCUGAGUGUCAAACCAAAUGGGCAGCGAAGGAUAGAGGUUCACGGCCUGCAGCUCGUGUUCGAUGUCAUCCCAAAGACGGAAUGCGCUGUUCCAAAGGACCGCCGUGGGUGCCAAAGGAGUGCCCCCAAAGGGGCUGCAGGGGGGAACUUCGAUGGCGGUUCAUAUGAUGCCAUGUACUCCUCCCUCUUUAUGAGCGGCGAGUUGCGCAGAGAGGUCGAGGAAGUUGUUGUGCGUCCUGCCCUGGGCGCGACGAACCCCUUUGCAAACCAGAAGUCAGCGCUGCCGCAGAGGAUCAGCGAAGGGCUUGAGGUGUUUGAGCGCGCCAUUAAACAGCUCGCACACAGUGUGAGUGGCUGUAUAAGGGAUGUGAGUAUCAUUCUGCGCAUUCCACCCCUGGGCCAACAGAUAAAGCCGGGGGAGGAGCCACCGGAAGGAAGUUUGGAGCUGCUCGUGUCCUUCGAAGGCGGCUUUGAGCUAGAGGACAUGCAUACCAACCCCGACAGCGAUGUUGCGUACAAGCGCAUUCGAUUCUCUUGUCUCCGUGCGGCAGUGUACCCGUACGGGCAGCGGCGCAGCAAACAUACCACUGAUGACCUGGAGGAGGAGUCUGUCGACCUCGCGGAUGUGUUUCUAUGUAGUGGGCGAUCAGAUGAUUUCAACGACAGCAUCAGGCUGCAGUUUAGCGAGGGCCGCAGUGCAACGCGGGGGCCGGAGGCAUCUCUCAACGCUGGAGCCCAGACGAAAUCCAUCUUCCUUAUACUCUCCCCGACCCAGCUGAGCCGUCUAGUACAUGUUGCCCGUGCGUUGGUUGGCGCACCGGAGAAGAAAAAUGACAAAAAUGGAGACGGUAUAGAAGUGGCACCAGCAGCAGCAGCGGCGGCGGCGGCGGCGGCGGCGGCGGCGAUGGAACCUUGUGGAGUGCGACUCACCACGGUGGUCAAGAUGACGUGUCAGUUCAUUUCGUGCACGCUUCUUCGAGCUGAUGACCGGCAGGGUACAAAGGAUUUCUGGCAGCAACUUCAGGAUAACAAUGAGGAAUGGUGCUCUGACAAAGAGCAGCUGACGUCGCAGCAACAUCGAAUAAUAUUGCAACGUCUUCUUCACCGCGUGGGAUUUUACAACAUGUACGUUAAAGGCAUCAUGUUUUUGGUUCAGCCAGAGACAUCUCCUACAAACCGCAGCGAUGAUGCGUUUCAUGACGUGUUUGAAAAACACGGAGGGCGCGGUUGCUCUGCUGGAAUCAGUGCCCUUGAAAUUUACGAGUGUCACUUCAAAAGCAGCCACGGCGACGACAAGAGUAAAGAAGGGACCAGCAAGGACUCUUCCAUUGAAGAAACUGAAGGGGGUCGACUCAUUUUCACGACACGAGAGAAUGAUGAAACUAACACUGAGCGACACUACCGCAUUGCCAUUAUCGCGCGAACCACGUACCCCCUAACGCCGGAGGAGGCGCGCGUCUUCGAUCAAAGUCUGAUGAAUGAAAAAAAACACGUGAUUGCCGUCGUGCUAGAGCACAUUCUUGUAAUGACAUCAGGUGCUGUCAUAUUGGGAGAAUUGGACGCCGGCGUCCUUGAGAGGCUGGGUACCUUUUGGGCUCAACUGCGUCAUAUUUUGGACGCAGCUCCAGGGGCAAGGCUGGCACGACAGCGGCAAGGAGAGGAGUUCAAUGCCUUUGCAUCGAUGAUGUCCCCACUGCGGAAAAUACCGUCGGAGAGGAUGGAUCGCUACGAGCAGCUUGUGGAUGAGGAACAGUUUACACAUCUCACAGUGGAACAAUUGGUGGAGGAAGAGACUGGAGAUUCCUGCAACCAGGUUAGGGUGGUUGCGCCCUAUGAGUUCCUACGCCUCUUUACAUUGAAGCUGGAAGGUGUCUCAGUGGAAAUGAAAUUUCCGACGUCUAAGGCGCCCAAGGCGGACUACUAUGGGCCUCUCACACGCCGACUGUGGGAACACCUGCGGGAGGAAGGUGAAGCGUUGGCCGAAUCAGCUGUCACGAACAGUUUGGGGGGCGUGGAUGGUCCCUAUCUUCCACUGACGAUGUGUAUUUAUCUAAAGACACUCGAUGUGUCAGUGGGUAGUGGCGGGGUUCUGGAGGUGUUUCUAGGGGAAGGACAGCUGACCCUGCAAGACUACAAGGAAGGUGUACAAAGCAACAUCAUCCACUGUGUGUUCGAUACAGAAGGCAAGGAGCCCUGCAUCGCCGUCCGACAACGGCAGUCACUGGAACCAGGUGUAAGAUGGAGAGUCCCAAAGAAGGCCAUCGCCCCCUUUACGGAAGAGUAUGAAGAAGAAGAGCAUCAAGUUGAGAGCAACAGUCUGAUCUCUGUGGUGGCGAAUGUGCAUCACGUCGAUGCCCAGCUCCAUCAAGACGAGUUGCUUCUAAUCUUUUUCUACCUUGAUGAAACAAUGGAGGCGGUGGACAGAUUGUGCACCCUGAUAGGACUUCCGUCCAGUGGCGUUGACAGCAGUGAUAAAAGCAUCAGCAAAAUAAGCGAGUUGGGGACUGCAUCACUAUCUAGCAAUGUGUUUCAGAUGUCUGACGAUUGCACACAGCGUAGCAGCCUUACUUCGGAUCCUAUUCUCACCAGCAUCAACAUCCGACUGAGAGUGGAGAAAGGAACCGUGUCACUAUGGUCACCACGGCUCUCUUCUGCAGGUGUCAGCAUUGGAGAACCACUCUGGCGCUGCAUCCCACUAAAGGAUCGGCGUUCCAUUGACAAGACACACCUGUACCACCUUUACGACGUGAUGGUUUCGAAGGUCACCGUAUUUGCCUUUCAUCAGGCAUCCGUUGGGCUCGUCAAGACAGUGAUGCACGUCGCGGCGACUGACUUCUACUUCAGAGAGCGGCUUGCUCAAGCAAGAUUGGCGUACGCUGAUUUCCCGUGGCCGGCUGAACAUGUCUCUUCGCCCAACUGGGGUGGCAGCACGACGUUUCUGCAGAGUUACGCAGCUCUGUAUAACAGGGCAAACAACGUCCGAAUACGCCGACACGAGAGGGGGACUACGCAAGAAACGCGUCAGCGCCAUGCCGCCGGCCUGUCGCUCUGCCGCCACCGCAACUUGAAGGAUCACACUGAAAAAUACGAUGUGGCUGUGCAACUGGAUCGUAUCUGUCUGACGCACCAGACAGCACAUGAGGGUGAUCAUUGGCUGUUUGUACUCACAAACUUCUUUUCCGACCCCAGUCAAGAUGACCUCAGCUUGGCUGUAGCCCAGAAGUACACCGCAGGGUUGCCCUCUGUAGAAGAUGGCAUUGAUGCGCGAAGCGAUGAUGGUGUUGCCAUAGCAACAUCUGCAAAAAUAAGCGUCACGCUUAUCGAUACACUUGUGGAGUACAGGCCGUUUGGGAAAUACUCUAUGCUUGUCUGUCUGGCAUCCCGUCUUGAUGUUGUCGUGGUUUUGCCAAGCCUGUUGGCAGAAACGACAACCACAGUAAAGGUAUACCUUGGAAAGGAGCCUGUGUCCGUCUUCCUUCACAAUAAUUUUCAACAUAACUUGAUGGAUUACGAUCGUGACGCUGGGCUCAACUCACUGUUUGGCACCAGUGAACGGGGCGUUGCCGCAGACCUCAAGGAACUUGGCUACGUGGAAGUAUUGGGUAUUGCACGGGCUAAAGGAGGCAACACUAGCAGUAGAAGCAGCAGCGGCAACGUUGGGGAAAGGGGAGGAGGAGGAGAAGACGGGGUUGGUGAUGUUGCUGGCACUGGUGUUAGCGAAGAAGGCAGCAAUGCUGAGGAAAACGAUAUGGCCAAUAUUUCUCUCUUUGUCAAUGUGAAACCCGACAAGCCAGUGUUCAUUGAAGUGCAGAACCUCCGUGCAUCCAUGUUUUUUGCACAAGACUCUCUGUACUAUUUCCGUACACUGGUUUCACACUACCUUGGCGGCGUUGACCUCCUUUACUUGCCCUCACCGCACCUCCUCGUGCAGCACAGUGGACCCCAUUUCAAUCAUAUUGUUCGUGUGGAGUUGACGAAGGAGCGGACGGCAGCAACGGUGCACCGUCUCGUGCCAGAUUACGAGGCGUGUCUCCAUCGCCUAUUAGGUAGCUCGGUGUUCAGUGUUUCCACUACGGAAGCACGACGUGAAGGGAUUCUGGGGGCGACGAGUGGGCCUAAACGAUGCACCACAGUAGCUUCCUUCGCAGACUUUGAUGUUAUUGAUCAAAGCGAAUAUUCCCCUCCCCCGGAGGUGAAGUGGACAACACGCGAAGAUGUAUCCAUUGACUUGACUAAAUGUUGCACACAUUUAAACUUUCUCUCAGUAUACAACACCAUUGAGAGGGAGUCCGACUCGUUGCCAGCAUGGAUAUAUAACGCAAGGCAUGCCCCACGCAAAAUACCGGCAAGCAGCCCAGUGGCGGUGGAAUUCCAUCUCCAUGACUGUGACGUCAUUGCGCACCUCUACGGUGGUGAGGACUUUAUCCACACGGGCGUCCCUCAGAGUUAUCUCCACACCAUUCAACGCUUUGGUACGCAUGAAGAUGGUGGUCAGGAGGUCUCAGGGCUCUGGAGCGGCAUGGACUCUGACUCGGAGCUGCAAAGAGGACGCCGCGAUGGGCGACGCAGGGGCUUCCUCGGUGUUGGGCGACGGCAGGACGAGUAUGUUGUUGGCCGCUUUACUGGCCUCCGGCUCCAGGUGGAUGUGUUUGUUCCGGGUAAAACACAAUUCAUGCAGGUGCACCUGGCUCUUCGGGAUGGUGAGGUGGUGGACUGCAUCGAGGGGAGUUCAGUACGUACGCUCUUCAUGGCCACACUGCCGCAAUACCUCCGCGAUCACGACAGUGACCUGAUCGAGGUGAAGUGGACGACACUUCUGCCGAGGACAGCCACCCCUAACGCAGGGACGGUGGUUGUUGGGAAACCGGAGGAGGAAGUUAUUGUGCGGUUGCAACCUGUCACUGUUGCGCUGCACCGUCGUGCUAUGAGCCUCCUCCCAAGGUUCAUCGAGAUUCCCGAGAGUUUGACGGAUGAAAAUGGCAUUGUGGAUACGACGCAGACUCAGGCGCAACAGCUCUUCUUUAGCAAGAUUAUCUUUUUUCCAGUGAGAGUGACACUCUACGUGCAUUUUGAGGGCAAAGACGCCUCCACUGCUGUUUGCGGGGACAUGUUCGAGCUCUGCAAUUUUUGUUUACCGUCGCUGGAACGGUCCGAGUUGCAGGUGCCGCUGCUCCUAAUCACCGCGUGCCCCAUGGACAGGCUUGGCGACCGCAUUCUCGAGCUUCUGCAGGAAGAGUUACUCAAGUUCCGUGGCCUAUUCCGCCUUUGCUGUGGGGUUCAGCCGCUGCAGAUGGUGUCUAACGUUGGGGUGGCAGGCAUGGAGGUGCUCUUCUCCCCGCUUAAUGACCACCGGCGUAACAAGCGAUUUUUCUCUGCUCUCUCCCGCGCAUUUCGUCACUUUUUGUUCGUAUUGGUCUCACAGUCAUUGCACAGCAUCACGGUGGUGUCAGUGCAGGCGCACAAUGCGACAGCCAGUUGCUUGUCAACCCUGGUGCCAGCAAGCACGGUGAGGGUCAUAUCUCGUGGUUCACAGCCGGUGAGUCUUCUUGACGGCCUGAGGCGUGGUUUCGAGGAGUUUCUGCAGGGAUUUCGCUCUGCCUCGGACAUUGCCGCCUAUUGUCUGGGCCCGCACGGAAGUCCGGUGCGGCUGCCACUGAUGGCUCCUGCUGUGAUGGACGGAUUUGUACGCGGGGCGAUAGAGGUGUUGCGUGGGGUGCGCAACUCCGUCGCGCCGGAGCUGUAUGAAAACGAGAAAAGGAUCUUUAAGGGCAACCGGCGAAGGGCCACAUAG
This is a messenger RNA of Trypanosoma grayi, 6099 nucleotides long. RefSeq lists its product as hypothetical. Gene Ontology annotation, biological process: piecemeal microautophagy of the nucleus; reticulophagy; autophagosome assembly. The record is from RefSeq and is a predicted model, not a curated record. Bases 1 to 6099 code for a protein of 2032 amino acids. Gene Ontology annotation, molecular function: phosphatidylinositol-3-phosphate binding. NCBI's taxonomy places the organism in Eukaryota, Euglenozoa, Kinetoplastea, Trypanosomatida, Trypanosomatidae. Gene Ontology annotation, cellular component: extrinsic component of membrane; phagophore assembly site. The transcript has a single exon.